UCCUGCCAUAUAUCAAGAAACACUAUAAAGUCUGCUAUGUAUUGCCCAAGCAGUGAAGAGGAGUGGAAAAAAGCUUCUGAAAGAAAGAAGUGCUCAGCCUUUGAUAGUAAAUGUAGUAAUCCUAAGAAACUUGCAUAUCAUUGUGUGACAAACCCAUUUCUCAAUGAAACAGUUGAAGUUUGUGCUUAUGACAGGAUCAUUUUCUUAGGUAUUAAUAGUGAUACAUCUUUUUCAGGCUAUUGUACAGAAUACAGUCUCACUGCUAACAGAAUUCAACAGAAUUUUCAAGCAAAGUGUGACAACUUCACAAUACAACCGUGUCCACCUGCUUAUCAUUCAUCAGAGGCUUUUAAAUACCUUGGGUGUUACGAACUGAUAAGAAAAUCAAGGAAAACUUUAGCAUCUUCUUUUUCUCCAUCUUCUGAAUCAACUACAUGGACCGAUGUCAUGCAACACUCUAGAUCAACCGUAGAACACCAAACGGAUAACAGUGGUGCUAGUGAAAGCAGAGAAUUAUUGGAAUUCCUCUCAUUUGCUUCGAGUUUCUUCCUAGUGGUCAUAACAUUCACACUUCUAGCAUAG
This is a messenger RNA of Saccostrea echinata, 582 nucleotides long. RefSeq lists its product as uncharacterized. The transcript has 4 exons. Bases 37 to 582 code for a protein of 181 amino acids. The record is from RefSeq and is a predicted model, not a curated record. NCBI's taxonomy places the organism in Eukaryota, Metazoa, Mollusca, Bivalvia, Ostreida, Ostreidae.